AUGGAAGAAAUAGAGCAAAUCCAUGAAGGGUUUCUUGGUGCAAUUAAAUUGUCUGCACAUCCUCAUCUUCUAUUCCCUACAAACACCUCCUCAAAAUGCAUUGUUUGUUCCCAAGAAAGACUUGAAAACACCAGAGGCUUCUCGUGUGUUCAAUGUGAGUUGUAUUUUCACAAAGACUGCAUUGAGAUCACCAUCCCUUCUCAUCAUAGACAUCCUCUCAAGCUCCAUGAUCCUUAUUACAAGGCUUACAAAUGUUUUCUUUGUAGAAAAUGGUUGUGGGAUAUGUUCUACUAUUGUUCACGUUGCGUGUUCGUCGUGUGUAUGUCUUGUCUAAAGAAGCGAUUGGUUAUUGAUGACCGGCCAAGAGCUCACGAGCACCCGCUUUCCCUCAUGCCCAUCAAUUCCAUCUCUUUCACUUGUGAGGCUUGCGGUGAUGGAAAUGCUGGCUCAUAUCCUUGCGUUUGUCUUCAAUGUUGGUUCAUCGUCCAUGAAAGUUGCCUUGAUUUACCGCGUGUCAUACGUAUCAAUCGUCAUGAUCACCGAAUUUCUCAUGUCGACAUUCUUACUCCGGAGGAGUGGAUCUGCGGAGUUUGUCAUAUGUCUAUCAACAACAAAUACGGUGCUUAUUCUUGCUUGAUUUGUCCUUAUUCUGUUCAUUCCAAAUGCGCCAUAAAGGAUGAUGUAUGGGAUGGAAGAGAGCUCGAAGGAAGGCAUGACGAAGAUACCGAAGAUAAAACUGAGGAUGUUGCACCAUUUAUUGAGGUAACCGAUGACAAAGCUAUAAAACACUUUAGUCAUGAACAUACGUUAAAUCUGUUUUAUCAAGAUGUUCUUUUACGCGACGAAAACCAAAGAUGCAAUGCAUGCACCCUUCCAGUCUACAUAUACGGCACGUGCUAUAUGUGCAUGCAUUGUGAUUUCAUUCUUCAUGAAACAUGUGCUAAUCUUCCACGGACGAAAAGGCAUGAGUUACACAACAGUCUCUUUACUCUUUGCCCUAAUCCCAAACCAGGAGAAGAGCUUGAAUUUGGCAAAAGUUUUUUCAGAUGCGAUGCUUGUAAGACACUAACCAAUGGUUUUAGAUACGAGAGUGGAAAUAUGAAGUUGGACGUUCGAUGUGCUAUGAUCUCUGGCGAGUUUCGACAUGAAAGUCAUUCUCAUUCUUUAUUCAUCCUCACAUCUUUUCCUACGAUAUGCUCGGUUUGUAGCAAAUUAGCAAGUAGCGUACUGAGUUGUGUUGAAUGUUCUUUUAACUUUUUGUGCUUCAAAUGCGCCACCUUACCGAAUGAGGUCUUCUACAAGCACGACAAGCAUCCUCUCUACCUGCGUUAUCACAGGCACGUGUAUUGUCAUUAUUGGUGUGAGAUCUGUGAGAAACCAACUAAUCCAUAUAUGUGGUUCUACUCAUGUGAAACAUGUGCUUCUACUGUUCAUAUCGAAUGUGUGCUUGGAAAAUCACCGUACAUGAAGCCAGGACACAGCUUUCUUUUAUAUGGCCUUGAGUACCAAGUGGUCUCUAACAAUCAUGUAUCUCGACAGUUUUGCAUAGUGUGUCAUUUGCGGUGUGAAAAUGCUUUUGUGAUCAAGAACAAGAACGAGACUAGUACGUCAUGUAUAUGCUCUCUAGAGUGUCUCUAUUCCCUUGUGGGGUUUGACCGUAUAGAGAUGCUGCCAACAACUUAG
This is a messenger RNA of Microthlaspi erraticum, 1683 nucleotides long. The record is from the annotation of a GenBank genome assembly. NCBI's taxonomy places the organism in Eukaryota, Viridiplantae, Streptophyta, Magnoliopsida, Brassicales, Brassicaceae.